AGAGAGAGAGAGAGAGAGAGAGAGAGAGAGAGAUGAAUCGCGUUCACACCAUAGACUGUUAAUAUUAAGUCUAUGGUUCACACCUUGGAUUUCCGAAGCUGGUCUCGUCUGCUUUCAGAGCUGUUAUUCAUGGAGAUAUAGCUAGAGCAGUAGAAUCGAGGCUUAGCUACGUGUUUAUUUUUUCCUUACAGAAAUCAACAGGGUGACAGCUAACACCGCACACGACUCUCCGACGAUGUUUUCUUUUGUCUCCCAGCGGCGUUGAAGCAGCUAUAUGGGAAAAGAAAUGGACUGAUUUUCUUCUCCCUUCUCCUUACGAAGGAUUUCAAAGGCCAAAAAAAUCGGUAGCCUACAACACACGUACAGUAACUUACUGGCAUUAACGACAUGGAGUUAUAAAGUAUAGGCUACAUGGGCUUUUUUUUAUUGCAGUCUGCCGCGUACGUGCACUCAAAAACAUCCAGAGGAAACGCUGUAUACGGUAUGCCGAAACAUGAAUAAAACCAGCGAGUGGAGCUACAUGACUGAUGGAGAGACAUAGCUUGUCUGUGUGGAGGUUACCGUGGACAGAUACAAUGACCAAAGUCUGAGAUAACACAAGGAAGGAAGGAAAUAAAUAGGCUAAACCACGUUUCACAGCCAAAAUAACGGGCAUGUAACUUACGCACAUUUUUAACAAACGUGCUUUAACAAAAAUGUUAAUAGCCUACGACUCUGGCCAAUUUUUCUUUUAUGGAAUGUAAACCAAUAACUCCCGGGUAAGUUAUUGAACUGCCGUCUGGUGAAGAAACAAAAUAAUGAAAAUAGAACCCUACAAAUGGAUGAGGAGGAGUUACCAGCAGUUUGAAUCCAUGAAACCAACACGGACUGACUGUAACCUGAAUGGAUGUGCGUGAGACGAGGGGUGACUGUUUUUGUGCUUCGUCGAUGGAUUCGCAUGUCAGCACCGCCCUGCGGGGCAGCAGUGGCAGCAACUACACAGUUGACACCUCGGGUCCGAGCUUCACCAGCCAGCUGGGUACUACCUCAUCUGUUGUGCCAAGGGUUGUUUCCAUAGUGACCAGCCUAGUGACCGCCACCACUAUAGAGGCCACAUUGGGAAACACAGGAAACCUGUCGACGUUCAGAGACCAUAGAGGGAGCGAGCUCGGUCCAAUCCAUCCGGCGCCGACUCCGUCGGUGCUGAGCGCCGCCGAGAGUAAGUCUGUCCUGCAGGGCAUCACCGUGGCAACUCAGGCCCUGGUACUCCUCGCCAUCUUCCUCCUCUCCAGCCUCGGUAACUCGGCAGUCGUCGUGGUCAUCAUCAAACAUAGACAGCUUCGGACAGUGACCAAUGCUUUCAUCAUGUCGCUGUCGUUGUCCGACUUCCUCACGGCUGUGUUGUGUCUGCCGUUCUCCUUCGUCAUGCUCUUUAGCAAGGAUGGUACCUGGAUGUUCGGGGAUCGUUUCUGCGUGGCCAACGGCUUUUUCAACACCUGCUUUGGUAUCAUCUCCACCCUGACUAUGACUUUGAUCUCCUUUGACAGGUACUACGCCAUAGUCAGACAGCCGCAGGCCAAAAUAGGGCGCCAGAAAGCAACUCAGUUGUUGAUCGCUGUGUGGUUAACUGCAGUAAUUUUCUCUCUGCCUUGGUAUCUCUUAGUUCGACCACCUACAGAAAUCCAUAAGCGAGGUUUCUACCACUGUAUGUACGUGUUCCACUCCAGGACUUCACGCAUGGGGACGGCUUACAGCAUCAGCCUCAUUGUCGUAUGUUACUUACUGCCCUUCGCCCUCAUGUGUUUUUGUCAUUACAACAUCUGUAAGACAGUUCGUCUCUCUGAAAUCCGAGUCCGGCCGGUGACCACGUACGCAUACUUACUGCGAUUCUACAGUGAAAUGCGAACAGCCACCACAGUUCUGAUUAUGAUUGUUUUCAUAAUUUUUUGUUGGGGGCCUUAUUGUUUAAUGGGGUUGGUUACAGCAUUGGGGGACUACACGUUCAACCCGGCAAUGGACACAGUGGCCAUCUGGCUAGCCUGGGCAAACGGAGCCAUCAACCCUCUGAUCUACGCCCUGCGGAACCCCAAUAUAUCCAUGUUACUGGGGCGGAGCAGAGAGGAGGGCUAUCGGACCAGAAAUAUCGCCGCGUACCUCUCCAGCCAAACCCAGAACCGCGAGGUUCGGCUUAACCAAGCGGAGAGGAUCAGGGACCGCUACGUGAGUCGUGUAGGGGUGAAUAAUAACAGCCGGCUGUCAAAUUCAAGUCCUGGAAAAGGAGGAGGGGGAGGAGAGGUGGCAAUGUGGGCCUGUAAAAACCCUGCCGUGUUCUUCUGCAGGGACGCCCAGCCUGACACUGUAACACUUCCUAACUCUGUCAUUGGGCCAAAGAUGAAGACAGCGGACACCAGCCUGUGACGUUCUGGAAGAGCGCUGAACCAUCUAACGAUUGUUUUCAUCUUCUCUAAUAUGUUGUUGUGGAUCUAGAGACGAAAUACCUGAUAGUAUUCAUGUGUCUUUCAGAUCACAAUGUUUAGGAAUCAAAUCUUUUGUCAGGAAUCAAAAGGAUCAUUUACAGAACUAUGUGGGAGGACAACAAGUUAUGACGGUGAAAACUUAAUUUAAGCAGCUGUUGUACGAUAGAUGGGGUCAAAGAAAUUCCUUCCUAAUUUUGGAGGACGCCAUUAAGUCCUCUCAAGGAUCCACAGGACCACCUGACGGACCCCUGGAAACCCCUCAAUGAUUAAUGGAAGGGAAUGCAAAACAUUUCUGUAGAAAACUGUGACGAGUUUGGGCUUGUGUUAAAGGGAUACGCCACCAUU
Perca fluviatilis (European perch) is the source of this 2801-nucleotide messenger RNA. RefSeq names its product G-protein coupled receptor 135. NCBI's taxonomy places the organism in Eukaryota, Metazoa, Chordata, Actinopteri, Perciformes, Percidae. The transcript has 3 exons. The record is from RefSeq and is a predicted model, not a curated record. Gene Ontology annotation, cellular component: membrane. Gene Ontology annotation, molecular function: G protein-coupled receptor activity. Bases 883 to 2397 code for a protein of 504 amino acids. Gene Ontology annotation, biological process: G protein-coupled receptor signaling pathway.